Molecule: messenger RNA, 4231 nt
Organism: Catharus ustulatus (Swainson's thrush)
Lineage: Eukaryota; Metazoa; Chordata; Aves; Passeriformes; Turdidae
Gene: ENTREP2
Product: family with sequence similarity 189 member A1
Exons: 13
Coding region: 67-2211 (714 amino acids)
Cellular component (GO): membrane
Source: RefSeq, a predicted model, not a curated record
CUCAGCCCCACCGCGCUGUCCCGCAGCCUGUCCCGCCUGCGCGAGCAGCGCGCCCGCUCGCGGGCCAUGCUGGCCCUGGGGGUCACGCAGAUGGUGCUCGGAUGCCUCAUCGUGGCCGUCAGCUUCGCCGCCCUGGCGCUCACCACCUCGGCCCGCGUCCGCCACUCCUGCCCCUUCUGGGCCGGCUUCUCGGUGCUGUUGUCAGGAUUGAUCGGUGUUGUUUCAUGGAAGAGGCCCCUGUCCCUUGUGAUAACCUUUUUCAUGCUGCUCUCUGCAGUGUGUGUGAUGCUGAACUUGGCCGGGUCCAUUCUCUCCUGUCAGAAUGCUCAGCUGGUGAAGUCCCUGGAAGGAUGUCAGUUGAUUAAAUUCGACAGUGAUGGUGUCUGUGUUUGCUGUGAAAUGCAGCACCAAACAUCAGGCUGCAGUAACCUGGGAGAAACACUGAAACUGAACCCUCUGCAGGAGUGCAAUGCAGUGAGGCUGACCCUAAAGGACCUGUUGUUCAGUGUGUGCGCUCUCAAUAUCAUCUCCACCAUUGUCUGUGCUUUGGCAACAGCAAUGUGUUGCAUGCAGAUGGUUUCUUCUGAUCUUCUGCAAAUGUUUCCCUCUUACAGCCUUUUUCACUUUAAUUUCUGUGCCUUCCAGCAGGAUGAUAUCACACAGUUUCUGCCACAGAGGCCACAUUCUGCCAAUCCUGACUGUAUGACUCCCCAUGGAACUGUCCUACACCAAACCCUGGAUUUUGAUGAGUUCAUCCCACCAAUCCCCCCACCUCCCUACUACCCUCCGGAGUACACGUGCACGCCUGUGGGGGAGGCACAGAGAAGUCUCCAUUUGGACUUCCCUCAUUCCCCAUUUGGUGCUUUAUAUGAAGUAACCAUUAACAGCCCAGGAAUGUUAUAUCCAAAUGAGCUGCCCCCUCCUUAUGAGGCAGUGAUUGGAGAGAUGCCUGCCAGUCAGGUCACUGGUGCUGCUCAGCAAGCAUCUGAAUCGAGCCUGGGGGAGAGGAACACAACCCCGGACUUCAGCACACAAGUUUCUGUUGAGAGCACUUCUUUGAUGGUCUCUGAGGCUGUUGAUAUCCCAGGCCAUAGCUACUCUGAAGAUUUUUGUUCGCUGGAAGUUCAAGGAUCUCUCCACUCUGCAGAUCUUUCUCCCUACUGCAUAACCCCCAAGGAGGCUGCAGAGCAGAGCUGCAGUGCCCUGGAUUGCCACACUCACUGCAGGUGUCACAGAACUCACUCAGAGCGCUUUCCUGAUGAGGGUGACAGUUCCCACAGCCGAGCCUCUACAGACAGGUGUCGAGGACAGAAAAAGAACUGUGCCCACGGCAGGUCCUUGGACUGUUCCUCAGGGAAUUACAGCCCCUCAGAAAGAGAACUGCAGAGAUCUGCUCAAGAGAGCAGUGCCACACCGCCUUUGCAGCAAAAAAAGCCCUGCAGUGUGGACUUUAGCCAGCCUCCUGCCACUUUCCAGGCUCCCUGUUUUGGGCCUGCAAACACUUCACCAUGUGCAGGUGGCCACGAGGCUGCUGUCCAGCAGCAGCACGAUACCAAACACCCAGCCUCAAACAUCGUCCGAUCCUGCAGUGCCCCUGUGUCCUGUUCCUCUGCUUCUGAAGGUGAUAAUUGUGCCUGGACUUCUGUGUGCAGGCAGUGCCAAGAUGCAGGAUUAUCUCCAGCUACAGGAGAAACAGUUCCUGUCUCUGGUUCUCACAUGGCUGCCUCUGCUUGCCAGCAUUCUUUGAGCAGUUUCCUACUAACUGGACAACAGAGGGAUACAAGGAAAAUUGAUCUGCACCUAAAGCCAAAAGCUUUUCACACAGUCUCAAAAGAGCGGCCACAUUCCUUAGUGGACCUUAAAGCCUAUAAAGACACUAAAAUUUUAGUGGCAAAAUUUUUGGAACAUUCAAAUUGUAAUCUCCCUCCAGAAGUGCGUCACGUAGUGAACAGCAUACGGUCAGUCAUUAAAUCUGAUGAGAGACACAUGGAAGAAGCCAUCUUCAGUGCCAAUAUCAUAGACCAGGUGAUCACGAGUUCCCAGCAGAAUGUGAACAGCUGCAGGAAGCGGCUGCAGGAGGAUCUGCACCUGCAGAGCUGCGGCGCUCUGAGCUCGGCCGCUGCCCUCGCGCGCCAGCCCCGGCUCAGCCGCGCUUCGGAGCGGGAGAGGCCGCACAGUUUAAUCGGAGUCUGCCGGGAGACCAUCCUUUGAGAGGAUCCACAGGUAUGUCCUUGCAGCAGAGACACUUGUGGAAGAAACCAGGACUGGGAGAAAUACAAGUAGUGGAUGACUUUAAAAGGAAAAAGUGUCUUCCUUUGGAAUUCCACUUUUUUCCCCACAGCAGGAUGAGAACAGCUGUUUUUCUGAAUGUAAAAUUCAGCCUUGAUUUUUGCAAACUUUUAAUUAAUUUAUUAGUUAAGUCAUAACAAGUGUUUUCCCAACCAGAAAUGCAUUUAUUUCACUGUACUUACAGAAAUGCUACUGAUGUUGCCCAGCAUUUCUUGAAAACCAUUGCAAACCGACCAGAGACUGGCUGUACAACUUAAAAGUUGUAUUUAUUUAAUGUACCUCAAAGUGUUUUAACUAUCGUCAGUGUUUUAAUAAAAAAGUAUUUCUGGACUUUGCCUUUUCCACAACUGAUUUGGAUCCAAACACAAGGGUGAUUUAUACACACAUACAGUGCUGCUUCAAAUCCAUUUCCAGUGUCUUUCAUUCCAGACUGAUCUGACCAAUUAAAACUGCUCCUCCCUCCCAGUGCUGCCCUUUCAAACUCCAGUAUUGCCUACAGUGUGGUUUAUUCCUGCUUUGUUCUGAAUGUUCACUACUUCCUGCAGUAGUGUGAGUGACCAAGAACUGGUGUUUAAUCCCCUGCAGUGUGUGACCAAAAGAUUAGGGAAGAAGACUGAAAUUCUGCAUUUCCAAAAAGCAUCUUUCACAAUUUUUUUACAAACACCAACUGAUAGGAAGUUAGAGGAAUUUUUAUCUAGCAGAGCCUUGAAUAUUUUCGAAAAGAAUUGUUACUCCAAUUCAUAGUUUUGACAAUUUUAUUACUAAAACAUGUUAUUGUGGUUCUGCUGUGUUUAUGAUUUAUUUAACAUUGAUUUUUAAAAAAAUAUCAAAAAGUAAAUAUUGACACUGAUUUCAUUACCAGCAUAAACACAGGUCUGCCAGCAACAUCUUCCAGUACAAGCUUCAUCCUGGCUCUUUCAGAGGAAAUUGGAAAGGCCUUAAAUAGAAGGUUCUCAUAAAGAACCUACCACAGGUUGAUGUUUCGGGGAUUUUAUUUUUUUGCAGCAGUGCUUGUCAGUAGCCUUAGUUUCCUUUUGAGGUUUAAUCAUACACUGGUUUCAUUUGUGUCACUCUGAGCUGGGCAGACAUCCUGUGAAAAGGUCACAAAGGAAUGUAGCUGAAGAUGGGUAGUUUAAGUUUUACAGAUUCAUCCAUUUUAAUGUAUUUUAAUUAUAGCAUGCUUCUGUAUUGAUGUGAAGUUACAGUGACAUCCAGUGGCAACAAGGUGUACUAAUUGAAAGCGUUUACUCAAGAUCAUAAUGAUACACAAAUUCCUAAUUCAAGAGAAUAUUUCCUUUUUAAAAAAUAAUCUGUGACCUUUGCAACUGCACUUAGAUGAAGAAUUAAAUGAUCUUCUACUUGGAAUUUUUUUCUAUGUAAAGUUACACGACAAACAAAAUCAGCAAGCUUCCUUUCUUAUUUCAGAUUUAUUAGUGAUAGGUUAAUUCUUUCCUAAGGACAGUUGCAUGCAACACUACUCCUUGAAGUACAGUCAUCUAAAGCUCUUUAGGUACUGCAUGGUAAGGCUUCUUAAGUCACAGUGUAUUUUCUUCAAGGCCUUGGCCAAAAGAAAAAAAUUAGACGAAGUUACACCAAUUAACAUUUAUCUCAUAAGGAAUACAACUUUACUACUAGGUUUUUUAUCUACACACAUUCUAAUACUGUUAAUGGUGCUAGGUUAUUUGUCAAAACAAUUUACAUUCAGAACACAUUGCCUUAGGAAUAAGAAUGCUUUAUAAAAGAAACAGGUAAGCAUGGCUUUCCCAUUUUGAGCUAAUAUGAACAAAAUGUUAAUAUGCGAAAAUUAAAGAAAAAAAACCCCAGCCCAACACAUACAUUAUACAACCUGUGCAAUAAGUUAUCCAUGAAAUAACUCUGUUAAAUCAUAAAAAUCACAAGCAUUAAAAAUAAAUAUGUAUCUAAAUAAAUAUUUUGAUUUUAA